AUGGAUAUCAAUCCAAAUUCCAAAAAAGAAAAGCACGAAGAUAGAAUAUAAAAAUAAGCAAUCAUUCGAUAACAAUAUCUAAAGUAAGCUCUCAAGAAUUACAACAAAUAAGGCAAACUUGGAUUGAAUAGAGAUCCUAAACUAUGUGAGUACAAUUUCAAAUUGUUAAAGCCUUAUUAUUUGUAAUUGAAAGAUUCAUUUAAAGGACACUGGAUGAAGUAAAUACCAAGAGAGUAUAAUAAAGAAAAGAAAUUAUAAAAAUAAGAAUAGGAUCUACAUUAAUUGUUAUGA
This is a messenger RNA of Paramecium octaurelia, 291 nucleotides long. The record is from the annotation of a GenBank genome assembly. Lineage: Eukaryota; Ciliophora; Oligohymenophorea; Peniculida; Parameciidae.